Boleophthalmus pectinirostris (great blue-spotted mudskipper) is the source of this 4109-nucleotide messenger RNA. It is a transcript of the gene sec22a, whose product is annotated as SEC22 homolog A, vesicle trafficking protein. Gene Ontology annotation, biological process: endoplasmic reticulum to Golgi vesicle-mediated transport. The coding region runs from base 169 to 1080 and encodes 303 amino acids. The record is from RefSeq and is a predicted model, not a curated record. The transcript has 7 exons. NCBI's taxonomy places the organism in Eukaryota, Metazoa, Chordata, Actinopteri, Gobiiformes, Gobiidae.
GCAGAGCAGCCACGUAAACGUGCAGUCCUCAGCGCUGUGUAUGCUAGCCGCCGCUUUAGCAUCUGUUAAAAACUGCUUUUAUUUCACCACAUGUGAAUUUAUACACGAUCUAGAGAUCCCAGGUCUUGUCUCAGUCUCUGGAUGUAGUUGCCUGUCCCGCGGUUAAACAUGUCGAUGGUGGUGUUUGCAUCGGUGGUGCGGAUCAAAGAUGGCCUCCCUCUCUCGGCCUCCACAGAUUAUGAACAGGAUGCGGAGCUGCAGGAGACAAAGAAACACCUCAAAACUCUGUCCAAGAAACUGAGCCAGCUUCCCGACCACUGCAGCCUCAAGUCUGGGCCCUACAAUGUCAAUUUCACAAGCUCCCUGGGCGUGGGGUACCUGAUGGUGUGCACGGCGAGUUACCCAAACGUUCUGUCGUUUUGUUUCCUGGACGAGCUUCAGAGAGAGUUCAUCAUCACGUAUGACCCAAAGAGAAUCAGCAGCGUCGUGAGACCAUAUUCUUUCAUAGAGUUUGACACUUUCAUUCAGAAAACAAAGCAGCGCUACAACAAUCCCCGCUCUCUGUCUACAAAGUUAAACCUGUCAGACAUGCAGACAGAGAUCAGACUGAGGCCGCCCUAUCAGCUCUCACUGGACGAACUGCACCAGCUCAAUGGGAGCAACAAACACAACAACCCCAAGUACAACGGCAUCGCUCCUACUCAGAUGCUGGAGCCUCUGUCUCUGGCUGGGAUCAUCUCUUGUGUCCUCACUGCUCUGUGUGGAGGUCUGAACCUGCUCAGGGGGGUGCACGCCAUAGAGAGCAUUCUGCAGAACGACGGUGAAGACUUUAAUUAUGUGAUUGCCUUUUUCCUGGGCACAGCGGCCUGCAUCUAUCAGUGCUAUCUGUUUGCCUACUUCUCUGUGUGGAGGAGCUUUAAGUCGAUCUUGGCCUUCGCUCUCAUCUGCCUCUCAAACAUGUAUCUCUACGAACUCCGAAACCUUUGGCAAAUUUUGUUCCACGUGGCUGUCGGAGCUUUCAUGACAUUACAAAUACGACUACGGAAACCAAUUGGCAAAGCACCAGACUACAAUGUUUGACCAUGGAUUUCACAUAUGGACCUUUUUGGACAAGCGGGACACCGUACUUUUGCAAAAAACAAGCAAAGACGAACUGCAUAUCAUUUUGUGGAUUUUGAUGGUAGGACCUUGCUGCAAAAAGAGAUAUAUGGAUUUUAAAAGACAUUAUUUUCAUUCUUAAUUUUUAUUUUUAAAGUAACAUUUGCAGCCAGGUUUGAUGUCAACAGUCGUGCGUAUGACACAUUUUUGCAAAAUCCACUUUCUCACUCAUAUCAUAAAAUGCACUGGUAACACUGCCUCAUUAAAGCAUGAACAUACACUGAAUUCAUAAUGAGCAAAUAGUUUAUUAAGAACAAUUCUGGCUUAGUAACUACUUAAAAAACUGUAUCAGUAUGCAGUAACUUUAUAACCAAAUAAUACACGUGUUGUUACUCUGAGCGGGCUCGCGUCUAGACAAACCUCACUCUUAUUUGGACUUGUUUCCAUGGAAAUGUUGUUCUGAAGUAUGGUUUCUAUUUCACAUACUGUACCUUUUUAAUUAAUACCGUAAGCCCUUAAGUAGCUACUAAGCCUAGAUCACUCAAACUAUGUGUUUAUUAUGAAUUGACUCUUUGUUCAGGCUUUAUUAAGGUGAAUUAAGGUUAUUAUAAGGUGGUAGCAAUGCAUUAUCAUAAUUCCUCAUAAGAAUGUAUUAUAAAGUUGUAUGGGUGACAAAUGCAGAGGUUUGAAAAUGCAAAGAAAAAUGAGACGGACAAUUAAUUUCAUGAGUACAGUGCCUCCAACUGUAGAGAUGUUUUUUUGUCACUUGUCCAGGAAAACAUCUGCUUUCUUUAUCAAACAAGCACAUUUUGUAUAGGUUGCCAUGACAACAGCAUAUUUUGUCCACAUGUUUAUAAUGCCCAUAGAUACAAGAACAAGCAAUGCAGAAAAUAUAUUAAACCAAAUAUAUCCGUGAUAAUUAUAUUGCCAACACACGCACACACAGAGACACUAGACACAAUAUAUCACCAGUUAUUUUUAUUUUAUUUGUGUGUAUAUUUUUGUGGCCAUGCAGUACUUUUCAAAACAAGCAAUAAUUCAAAAUGUCAAGUGAGCACAAUGGACCUUAGUGGGGCAAUGAAUAACUUAUAACGUAUUUUUUAUCAUUUCUAAUAUAUUUUGCAAAGGUUAUAUACGCUAUACUUAUUGGUAAUACAUAUUUGUAGAGAACAUUUCACCGUCUUGAUGUUACAUGUGAAAAGUGAUUUUGGCUUUUGCGCAUUUGUCUGCUGUAGAGUUUUAAUCUAUGACUUCCGUGGAUCAUUAUGUUUUAUUUUGGACAUUUUAAAUUGACAUAUUCACCUAAAACCCCUUGGACUUGGGUUGGUAAUUUGCGGCGCCCAGUGGGAGACAAUUCCUGCCUGGUCCUUUAUGAUAAGAAGUAGGGAUGGGACAAGAUCUCGCGCCACAAGAUUUUGCGAGACAAAAUUGCCACGAGAUUGUGCGCACAUGCUGGAAAUAAUUUUGAGAUUUUUUUCCCCAUGUUUUUAAGUUCAGAUUGGAUAAAAGUUAAGUACUGGCGAGAUACACUUCUUGCACAAAAGCAGUCCUACAGCAAAAAUAAAGUAAAAUAAAAAGAAACUGUGGGGAACUAAAUUAUGCCAAAAUCUUGUCUUGUCUCGUUCUCAUGGAUCCAGUCUCGUGUCUCAUCUCGUCUUGUGGAAAUUGUAUCUUGUCCCACUCCUAACAUGAAUACAUCCUCACAACAAUGGAUAGCUGCACAUAAUGCUAGUGACUUUUUUUUUUUUUUUUCCCCAGUUACUGUAUUUUCCACACUAUAGGGCGCUCUGGGUUAUAAGGCGCACUGUCACAGUUUCUGUCAAUAUUUUCGAAUUUUCGCACAUUAAACGAAACACAACAGUUAGAUGGGUCAGUGGGACUUUGUUUGAUGCUUUCACGGUGACUCUGGGCUUUGUUCAAUUGUGGCGUGUAGGGAGGGUGUUGUCUGGGACUGCUGGAUUGUUGGCGUGUUCGCAGUGACUCGGUUGUUCAGUUGUGGCUAGAAGUGGCACAUUGCACUUUUUUUUUCGGUUUAUUCCUCCGUUCCAUUCCUCGUCCGCGUGGAGUGAUGAGUGUGGCUGCGGGUGUGUUUUGCUGCACGAUCGCUGUCUGCUCUGUGCGUGUUUGCGUGCGCUGUGGCUUUGUAGUUUACUGAAGUCAUGCUGGAACACCUGAGUGGAUUUGUGUAUAUGGCACUCUGGAUUGCGCGGCGCGCACUCAUUUUUUGAUGGGGCUGGAGGCUUGUGAGUGCGCCCUAUGAUGUGGAAAAUACGGUAUGCCAAAAUGUUUACGCAACACUGCCCAUUCUUAUGUGUUUUACUAAUUCAUAGAAGUAACAGAGCAGUUGGGGUGUACCGGUGGCUGUGAAAAUGUGUGUAGAUCAGAGCAAAGAUGUCUUAAAUACAGGAGAAGAAAGAUUAUAAAAAUUUCAGUGUCACACACAAAAAGAUGUCCAAACCAAGACAUUGAAAACGUUCAAAAUUGUGUCCACAUUAUAUAAAAAUCAUAACCUAUUUCAAAAUUAUUUCUUUAACAACCCUUCAGGUCACAACCAAAAACCAUUAUCAUUCUGUAUUGACUUUCACUGACUGGAAUGCUUUGUUUUUACGCAUUUUACUAAAUUUUUGCAAUGACUGAAACUAUAAUAUUGUACCAAUGAAACCAAGUGCAAUGUAUAUUGUAUAUGUAUAUUUUGUAUUUCAUUUUCAGGCUUACUACAUGUUACAUUGUUUUUGCAUUCGGUUCCAAAUGUUUAAAAAGCAGAACUAAAUCUAUGCAACGCUGCCUUCAAAGUAAGUGUGGCUGUUAUUUCAGUCAGAAUGGAGCCAGCUGCUGUUUUCUUCAGUUUGUUUUUAAGCAUUUUUAUUUAUGAAUAGUAAAGCUCGACAGAUAUGAUUGAGGUAUGACUGACUGUUGUUCAUUUGUAAUUGUUGAAAGAUCGAAUGGUGUUUUACACUUCAUGUGCAAGUUCUUAUCAGUCCAAAUGAAUUAAAAACUAAAGCUGAACAAUA